This is a messenger RNA of Coregonus clupeaformis (lake whitefish), 714 nucleotides long. RefSeq lists its product as uncharacterized. The transcript has 5 exons. The record is from RefSeq and is a predicted model, not a curated record. NCBI's taxonomy places the organism in Eukaryota, Metazoa, Chordata, Actinopteri, Salmoniformes, Salmonidae. Bases 1 to 714 code for a protein of 237 amino acids.
AUGACAGCUGGGUUGGUAGUUCACAACGUUCCCCUAGCCUUUGCGGACCACCUGGGGCCUCUCCUAAAAGAAUGUUUCGGAGAUUCGAAGACAGCGCAGGAGUACAGGUGUGCCAGGACUAAGUCAUCCUGCAUUACCAAUGAAGCACUCGCACCAUAUUUCACACAGGAGCUUGUGAAGGAGAUGAAAAAAGCCCCGUAUACCCUUGUUACGGAUGGGUCGAAUGACACUGGAGUGGAAAAGAUGAACCCGCUUACUGUCCGGGUCUUCAUGGGCAGCAAAGUUGUCCACCAGUUCUUAAAUAUGUGCACAACAAGUGGGAGGAGAUGUGGGCCAGCAAGUGAGAUCUUCACCAAAAUUAACUCCACCAUAGAGGAGCAUGGCAUCCCUUGGGAGAACUGCAUUGGUCUCUCAGUUUACAAUGCAGCUGUGAACAUUGGACCACGUAAUUCCAUUGCCUCUAGGGUGCUCCAGAAGCAUCCCAACACCUAUAUUCAUGGUUGUCCUUGUCAUGUGGCACAUAACACCGCCAAAGCUGCAGGAGUGGGAUUUUUUAAAGUGUCCGGUUUUGAUUUGGAGGAUAUGGUAGUGGACAUCGGUUACUGGUUCAAGGGUAGCACAAAUCGGAAAGGAUACCUGUCAGAGUUUUGUGAGCUCCAUGAAGCGGAGUACAUGGAGGUCCUCCUGCGUAUCUCGGAUCCUGAGGCUGUAUGA